This is a messenger RNA of Hyaena hyaena (striped hyena), 2465 nucleotides long. RefSeq names its product BMX non-receptor tyrosine kinase (gene BMX). Gene Ontology annotation, molecular function: ATP binding; non-membrane spanning protein tyrosine kinase activity. The transcript is spliced from 19 exons. Gene Ontology annotation, biological process: intracellular signal transduction; B cell receptor signaling pathway; adaptive immune response. Lineage: Eukaryota; Metazoa; Chordata; Mammalia; Carnivora; Hyaenidae. The record is from RefSeq and is a predicted model, not a curated record. The coding region runs from base 117 to 2084 and encodes 655 amino acids.
GCAGCCGGGAAAAUGUGAGACAAUUCGCUGCCGCUGGAAGGAGGGCAGCCCGGGCCGUUUUCCUGCAAGAGCACAUUAGCCUCACCGCGGUGGACCCCGGCGCGGAUCCGGCCAAAAUGGACGACGAUAUGGACACAAAAUCCAUUCUAGAAGAACUUCUUCUCAAAAGGUCACAGCAAAAAAAGAAAAUGUCGCCAAGUAAUUACAAAGAGAGGCUUUUUGUUUUAACCAAAACCAAUCUCUCCUACUAUGAAUAUGACAAAAUGAAAAGAGGCAGCAGAAAAGGAUCAAUUGAGAUUAAGAAAAUCAGAUGUGUGGAGAAAGUAAACCUUGAGGAGCAGACCCCUGUGGAGAGACAGUACCCGUUUCAGAUUGUCUAUAAAGACGGGCUUCUCUACGUGUACGCAUCAAAUGAAGAGAGCCGAAGUCAGUGGUUGAAGGCGUUACAAAAAGAGAUAAAGGGCAACCCCCACCUGCUGAUCAAGUACCACAGUGGGUUCUUCGUGGAUGGAAAGUUCCUGUGCUGUCAGCAGAGCUGCAAAGCGGCCCCAGGAUGUACCCUCUGGGAAGCAUAUGCUGAUCUGCACGUCACAACCCAUGAAGAGAAACACAGAGCUCCCAUCUUCCCAGAAAGAGUGCUGAAGAUUCCUCGAGCGGUUCCUAUUUUCAAAAUGAAUGAAGCAUCUUCAAGUGCCACUGCUGCCCAGUAUGACAGUGACUCCAAGAAAAACUAUGGCUCCCAGCUAAACCUCGGCUUGCAGCUUCUGCCAAGAGAAGACUGUCCUGACUGGUGGCAAGUAAGGAAACUGAAAAGCAGUGAGGAUUUUGCAUGCGGUAACCAGAGGGAAAGGACUGUUGCAAAUCACAGCACCUCAAAGAUGUCAUGGGGAGUCCCUGAGUCAAGUUCGUCUGAAGAAGAGGAAAACCUGGAUGACUAUGACUGGUUUGCAGGAAACAUCUCCAGGUCACAAUCUGAGCAGUUACUGAGACAAAAGGGAAAAGAAGGUGCAUUUAUGGUUAGAAAUUCCCGCCAGGUGGGAAUGUACACAGUGUCCUUAUUUAGCAAGGCUGUGAACGAUAAAAAAGGAACCGUCAAGCAUUACCAUGUGCACACAAAUGCUGAGAACAAAUUGUACCUGGCAGAAAACUACUGCUUUGAUUCCAUUCCAAAGCUUAUUCACUAUCAUCAGCACAAUUCGGCAGGCAUGAUCACACGACUCCGCCACCCUGUGUCGACCAAGGCCAACAAGGUCCCCAGCUCCGUGUCCUUGGGAAAUGGAAUAUGGGAACUGAAAAGAGAAGAGAUUACCCUCCUGAAGGAACUAGGAAGUGGUCAGUUUGGAGUGGUCCAUCUGGGCAAAUGGAAGGGACAGUAUGACGUUGCCAUUAAGAUGAUCAAGGAGGGCUCCAUGUCAGAAGAUGAAUUCUUCCAGGAGGCCCAGACCAUGAUGAAACUCAGCCAUCCCAAGCUGGUGAAAUUCUACGGAGUGUGUUCAAAGAGAUACCCUAUAUACAUAGUGACUGAAUAUAUAACCAAUGGCUGCCUGCUUAAUUACCUGAAGAGUCAUGGGAAAGGACUUGAAACCUCUCAGCUCCUAGAAAUGUGCUAUGAUGUGUGUGAGGGCAUGGCCUUCCUGGAGAGCCACCAAUUCAUACACAGGGACUUGGCGGCUCGGAACUGCUUGGUAGACAGUGAUCUCUCCGUGAAAGUGUCUGACUUUGGGAUGACGAGGUAUGUUCUGGAUGACCAGUACGUCAGCUCCGUAGGAACAAAAUUUCCGGUCAAGUGGUCAGCCCCAGAGGUGUUCCACUACUUCAAAUACAGCAGCAAGUCAGACGUGUGGGCAUUCGGGAUCCUGAUGUGGGAAGUGUUCAGCCUGGGGAAGCAGCCCUACGACUUGUACGACAACUCCCAGGUGGUUGUGAAGGUCUCCCAGGGCCACAGACUCUACCGCCCCCAACUGGCGUCAGACACCGUCUACCAGGUCAUGUACAGCUGCUGGCACGAGCUUCCAGAAAAGCGCCCCACAUUUCAGCAACUCCUAUCUUCCAUUGAACCACUGCGGGAAAAAGACAAGCCCUGAAGAAGAAAUCGGGAGACCUGAUGAGAAUGAAUGUAAACGCUGGCCAACAUUUUCAUUCUUUUUAAGGAAAGUAGCAAGGCACAGACAAUGUAAUUCAGCUAGUUGUUCUUAAUAGUCUUCUGUGUGCUGUUUGUUAUAUUAUCUAGAAAUGAACAAGGUAAAAAGCCAAAAGGCUUCCUUGAAAUUUAGGUCAAAUUAGUAAUUUGUGUAUGCUGCUCUUGAUAUUACACUUCCCAGCCUGUAGCCGAAGCACAUCUUCUGAUUGUGAUAUAGAGUGCGUACCAUGUGUAAAGAUGGAACGGAAUUGACAAGUUCUUUGUUGGAUAUUUGUUCUUUUCCUUAUAUUGUCACUAUCAUAAUUAAAUAUGUUACUAAUGAGUA